AGGGGCGAAGUGUUUCCUUGACUUGGCCCCAGCGAAGUGCACGAGAGGACACAUGGAGCUCCGACAGCUCCAGCCGCGUCUGCGACUCCUCAGAUGCGUCGGCGACGCAGCGCGCGCGCACACGCACACAGGGACUGAGUUUGGACGCCGCGGCGCUUCUCACCAAACAUGUGGAUUCAAAAUGAUUUCCCAAGAAUGAGAUUUUGUUCUUAAUUGGCGUAUAGAACACACACAGUUUAACAGAUGGAGGAGAGUAAGAUAUCGGUGUGGGUCUGCCGAGAAGAGAAGCUCGUCCUCGGCUUGUCGAAGCGCACGACCUGCGCAGAUGUGGUCCAAGUGCUUCUGGAAGACCAAGGCGCACAGCGCGGCCUCUCCGCGCCACAGUCGUACUGUGUCGUGGAGAAAUGGAGAGGCUUCGAGCGGAUUCUGCCGAACACAACCAAGAUUCUACGGCUCUGGGCCGCGUGGGGAGAAGAGCAGAAGAACGUGAAGUUUGUUCUGGUGAAGAGCGACGCGUCCUUGGCGAGCCGCGGAGCCCGGAGCGCAGAGGCGCGCGUGGUGCUCAGCACACAGAGCCCGUGGGUCGCCAAAGGCUCCGCGAGGUCUCCGAUCGGGGGCAUCGCGCCCGAAAAGCAGCGUAGGGUUGUCAGGAAAGCCUUCAGGAAGUUGGAGAGGAUCAAUGAAAAGAGAGCGCGAGUGGCGCACAGAGACGCGCGCUCCGCCGAGAAGAUGGAGACUCUGGUUCAUCUCGUGGUGUCUCAGGACCACACGGUCCGGCAGCAGGUCCAGAGGAUCUCGGAGCUGGACGCAGAGAUCGAAAGCUGCGAGGCAAAGGUGCACUCUGACAGAAUCAAGCGGCACGGGGUUAACUAUGUGCAGGACACGUACUUGGUGGGAGCGGCCGCAGCCUCCAGCUGCGACGGGGACGACCCGUGUCCACCGGAGACACUCGUCCAGCUGGAGGAGUACGCGCGGCGGUGUGAGGAGGUGGUGCGGCUGCAAGAGGAGCUGUGGGAGCGGGAGGCUCUGGUGGACAUCAUCGCGACGCAGAUGCAGGAGGAGCUGAACCACCGCUGGAUGCAGAGGAGGAGAGCGCAGCUGCACAACAGAGACUCUGAGCCCGGCGAGGGCGCGCAGCCCUUCGCACGCCGCGCAGAGGCAGACGGGACGGCCGCGAACGAGCUGCAGCUGGAAGGCGAGAGGCUCAAAACGCAGCUCGAUGCGAGUUUAUACAUCGGCCUGCGCCUCAACACGGAUUUAGAAGCUAUCAGGAGCGAUUUGGAGCUGAGCCAGGAGAUUUGCGCGGCGAGGGAGAGGGAGACGAGGGAUUUGCUGGAGGAAUUGAGCAUUUUGGACACAGGGGAAGGGGCAGCCAGUGGGGAGAACUGUGACCACGGCACAGACGACAAGACGGGGAUGAUGAGCACUUUGGAGAGAAAAAGUGCGUGGGUGGAGCAGGCCAGGGGUCUGUCGAAGGCUCACAGUGUGAACGACGACGACUCGGACACUGGGUUGAGUUCCCUGCACAGUCAGGACUCGGACUGCCACCCGGUGUGGGAGUCACUGGUUUAGGACUCCACCAGGGAAGUCUGUCAUCUGUUGGUCGCCUCUUACCACUUCAGUCUCAGGGAUCCUAAUCACUCUGAAGUGGACCAUGGGUCGCAGUGAACUGGGACUGGACACUGACCUUUAAAUGAACUCCAUCAAGAAGGUUGUUGUCUCAUGUGUUAGUUUGAUUUUCAGCAGGAUUAUGCAAAAAGUAUAGGGGGAAAUUGAUUUGCGCCACACGUCAGUGGAGGGAUCGGGGCCUGGACAGGGGCAGAAACACGCAGUGUGGAUCCAGGAUUUAUCAUUCGUCACCUUCCUUGACUUUCCGAGACAGAGCAUCCGCUAACACCUUUGUCAGUUUCUCAGGGAAUAACGUGUGGAUAAAGAAUAGACAUAUUUGUGGUGUUGAGAUCUACGGCUUUGGCCAGUUUGAUGCAGAUUGUUGGACUACUUCCCCUUUUCUUUUGACUGUAAGAGCUAGACAGACGCGUAGUGUAGUUUGGCCUCGGUGGAGUCAUACACUCCACCGAGUGCCAUUUUUAUAACAUCGGCCUUAAACUUUGUUUUUUUCUUAUUGUUCUCUUCAAAGCUAAAUAAAAUCUAAUACCGGUCUUGAA
Messenger RNA from Scophthalmus maximus (turbot), 2165 nucleotides. RefSeq names its product Ras association domain family member 10b (gene rassf10b). NCBI's taxonomy places the organism in Eukaryota, Metazoa, Chordata, Actinopteri, Pleuronectiformes, Scophthalmidae. The record is from RefSeq and is a predicted model, not a curated record. Gene Ontology annotation, biological process: signal transduction. The coding region runs from base 244 to 1572 and encodes 442 amino acids. The transcript has a single exon.